ACGGGCGGCUCUCCGGGCUCUGCCGGUCCGGCUGCAGCGCUGCAGGAGCUGCGGCUGCCUCUGCCGCCCUCCCCCACUGCUGCAAUGAAAUGCAGUUACGAGGAAGGGAGGGAAGGAGCCGGAGCCAGCAAGGAGCAGCGAGAAGGAGACAAAGGAGGGGAGCGAGCGGCGGAGGGUGUGGGACGGAGCAGCUGGCAGCUCCGAGGGAGCCGCUGCGUUCCUACGGCACUGCCGCCGCCCUCCAUGGCACCGGCGUGGGGCACCCGUCGAUCUCCGUGCCAGCCCAAACAAUGAGCACGGCCCGAUUUUAUCCCGGGCAUUCCCAGCUGUGGGCACAUCCUUUGCAAUGCAUCCUUUUUGAUUCAUUGUUCGCUGGAUGGAAGCCCGCUCCAGUUCUGUGCCCCUUCCCAGGGACAGCAGAUUUGCACUUCACGGGUUUUUGGCACCUAAGUCCCCGAGGUCCUGAAAGGCACGCUGCUGCGGAGAGAGGGGGUGGGGGCCAGGGUCUCAAGCAGUGACUCGCUGAGCUAUCUGGUAAUUUGAGACCAGCUUUUUACAGGGAGGAGAGAUGCAAGGCUGCUGUUUGCCCAAAACUCUCUGUCCUCUUGCAGACAGGCUCCGAGCCUCUCAGGAAGCGUUCGGCUGUUAAAGGCACAGGGGCUGCUGCCCGGGGGCAGCUGAUGCCAGUGCUGCCAGGCGGGCAGGGGCUGGAAGGAGCACCUGGGCAUGUAGGAAGCGCCUCUGUGACAGGGUCCUAGCUGCUCACCUCGGGGCACUGCCGGGUCUGAGCUCCCUCCAGGUGCUGACCCAGGCUUUUGUUCGGGCAGGCUCUGACACAUAUUGUCACAUUCGCUUCUUGGGAGGGAUGGGCGUUACAUGGUGGUCGGCCAGCAGAUACCUGGCAGGCCUUCCCUCUCCAGGCUGUUUUCUGUCCUUCUGUCCUUCCUUUGCUCUCCCUUAACCAGUAUCCUCUGGUCUGCAUUCCAGGCGGGAUUAAAGUGAACUCUGCAAAGGAGAUCAAGCCACCCUCUGCUCUGCUAGCUGCCAGCCAUGGAGCAAGUGAUGAGGUCAACAAUGCUUCUGCUGGAGCUGCUUGUUCUUGGGGGCCUGAGAGCAGCGAUGGGCUCUGCUGUCCUGGGCACCCUGGACCUACAAAUAGAUGAGGAGCAGCCGGCUGGCACCAUCAUUGGGGACAUCAGUGCUGGCCUGCCCCCUGAAACUAGUGCCUACAUGUAUUUCAUCUCAGCACAGGAGGGCAGUGGUGUCUCCACUGACUUGGGGAUAGAUGAGAAUACAGGGAUCAUCAAAACAGCUCGUGUCCUGGACCGGGAGACUCGGGACCGCUACAGCUUCAUUGCUGUCACCCCAGAGGGCAUCACGGUAGAGGUGAACAUCCAAGUGAAUGACAUCAAUGACCACGCCCCAGCGUUUCCCAAGCAGCACAGCACCUUUCAGAUCCCGGAGCACACCCCCAUUGGCAGCAGGUUUCCCUUGGACCCGGCCUUUGAUGCCGACAGUGGCCUCCUGAACACACAAGGCUACACAAUUAAGGGAGGGAAUGUGGGGCAGGCCUUCUGCCUGGAAACGCGCCGAGGACCCAACGGGGUCCUGUAUUUGGACCUGGUGGUCAGCAACGUUCUGGAUCGGGAGAACCGUUCCUCAUACUCCCUGCUGCUGGAAGCCUACGAUGGGGGCUCUCCGCCCCGGAGCACCCAGAUGACACUGGAUGUGUCCAUUCAGGACAUCAACGACAACGCCCCCAGCUUCAACCAGAGCCGCUAUCACACGCUCAUUUCAGAGAAUCUGAAACCUGGCAGCAGCAUCCUGCAGGUCUUUGCCUCUGACGCAGAUGAAGGUGACAACGGGGAUGUGAUUUACGAGAUCAACCGACGGCAGAGCGAUCCCGAGCAGUACUUCACCAUCGAUGCCCGGACCGGAGUCAUCAAACUCAACAAGGGUCUGGACUAUGAGAUGAGGAAGGUGCACGAGCUGGUGGUGCAGGCAAGGGAUAAGGCUGUCCAUCCUGAGGUGACCACAGCCUUUGUCACUAUUCAUGUGCGUGACUACAAUGACAACCAGCCCACCAUGACUAUCAUCUUUCUGAGUGAGGAUGGCUCCCCACAGAUCUCCGAGGGAGCCCAGCCUGGACAGUACGUGGCACGCAUAUCUGUUUCCGAUCCCGACUAUGGAGAGUAUUCCAAUGUCAAUGUCACACUGGAGGGAGGAGAUGGCAAGUUUGCCCUCACUACCAAGGACAACAUAAUCUAUCUGAUCUGUGUGGACCAGCUUCUGGAUCGGGAGGAAAGAGACUCCUAUGAUCUGCGGGUGACAGCUACUGACUCAGGAACGCCCCCGCUGCGGGCAGAAUCAGCCUUUGUGCUGCAGGUGAUGGAUGUUAAUGACAACCCCCCGCUCUUUGACCAGCAGGAGUACAAGCAGAGCAUCCCCGAGGUGGUGUACCCAGGCAGCUUUGUCCUGCAGGUGACAGCUCGUGACAAGGACCAGGGUCCCAAUGGGGAGGUGCGGUACAGCAUCCUGCAUGGCCGCGACACCCACUCCAGCUGGUUCACCAUUGACCCUGCCACCGGCAUCAUCACCACUGCUGCCCCUCUGGAUUAUGAAAAGGACCCUCAGCCUCAGCUCACUGUGCUGGCCACAGACCGGGGAACCCCUGCGCUCUCUUCCUCAGCUGUGGUGCACGUGGCCUUGCAGGAUGUCAAUGACAAUGAGCCCGUGUUCAGGAGUAACUUCUACAAUGUGUCCCUGAAGGAGAGCACCCCUGUUGGGACCUGCUUCUUGCAGGCAUCGUCCGGGGAAACUCGCCCCCGCUCUUCUCCCUCAACAAGGACACAGGUGUCAUUUCUCUGUCAUGGUCUCUGAGUGGCAAAGCCAACACCCUGGUGCAGCUGGUGAUCUCUGCUCAGGACGGGGGGGGCCUGCAGGCACAGCCCAAUGCCCGGGUAAACAUCAGCAUCGUGGAGGGCACAGUCUCACCCCCUGUCUUUGAGCAAGCCCAGUACUUCUUCAGCGUGCCCGAGGACAUGCCACAGGGCGCCACUGUGGGGGCUGUCCAGGCCCAGAACCCACCAGGUCAUGCUGAUGACAUCUUCUACUCCAUCUCCUCGGGUGACCCUCAUGGCUAUUUCUCCAUCGACUCAGCCUCGGGGCAGCUGCGCACCAGCCUGCCUCUGGAUCACGAGUCCCAGGCAGUUCUGGUGCUGGACGUGCAGGCCCGGAGCGGUUCCCCCCCUGCCUACAGCAACACGUGUUGCCAUCCUCCCGCGUGCUGCCCCGGCCUGAUGCCACCGUGCUGACCCUGCAUCCCCUCGAGGGGGUCAAGCCGGGGUCUGUGAUCGGUUCAGUGGCCCCCCCGGACGCCCCUGCCCGAGGACAGCUGACCUACACGGUGGUAGGAGGCGGUGGGGACGGCACCUUUGUGGUUGACAGUGUGACAGGGGAGAUUUACGCUGCCCGUGAGCUGGACUAUGAGGCCGGGGCACGGCACGUGCUCCAGGUGAGUGCUGAGGACACGCAGCACGGCUAUCCCUCCAGCAGGUUGGUGCUGGUCCACAUCCACGUGCAGGACUGCAAUGACCAGGCCCCCACCUUCCCCGAAGACCCCAUUACCAUUGUGGUGCCUGAGAACGCCCAGGCUGGCUCCUCCAUCUUCACCUUCCAGGCGCUGGACGGGGAUGGGGUGGGCCCCAACAGCCAGGUGCGCUAUGCUCUGCUGCACCUGGAGCCGCCCGGAGCCCCCUUCCAGCUGGACGGCCGCUCGGGGCAGCUCAGCCUGCGCCAGGGCCUCGACCGCGAGGCCGCCGCCGCCUUCCUGCUGGUGGUGGAGGCCACGGACCAGGCCCGCAACGUCAGCCAGCGCCGCUCAGCCGCCGUCACCGCCCGCGUGUUCGUCACCGACGAGAACGACAACGCGCCCGUCUUCCUCUCGCCGGCCACCGUCAGCGUCAUGGAGGACCAGCCCACGGGCUUCGUGGCGCUGCAUGUGGUGGCCCAGGACAGCGACCUGGGAGAGAACGGCCGCGUGAGCUACUCCCUGCGAGCAGGCAACGCUGAUGGCCGCUUCCACCUGAACCCCAGCACCGGUGCCCUCUCCAUCGUGCGGGCCCUGAACCGGGAGGAGGUGGCCCAGCACAACCUGACGGUGGUGGCCGUGGACCACGGCUUCCCACGGCUCUCAGCCACACAGCUGCUGUCCGUGCUGGUGCUGGACGUCAACGACGAGGCUCCUGUCUUUGAGAAACCCGAGUACCAGGCCCACAUCAUGGAGAACCUGCCGGCCGGCAGCCCGGUGCUGCAGGUGCUGGCCACGGACCGCGAUCUGGGUGCCAACGGGCAGGUGUCCUAUGGGGGUCUCUCGGGGGGGCCCUUCUCCAUCCACCCACAGACGGGGCUCAUUGUCACCACGCGUCCCCUGGACCGGGAGGAGCAGGAGCAGCACGUGCUGACAGUGUAUGCCCGGGACGCCGGCCUGCCGCCCAGCCUCACCAAGGCCACGGUGUGGGUCACCGUGGGGGAUGAGAAUGACCAUGCACCCCUCCUGGAGAGGGAGUCCUGCUCCAUAGAGGUUCCUGAGAACCAGAGUCGUGUGGCACUCUACACCCUGCGGGCCACUGAUCCUGAUGGUGGGGAGAACGGACGCCUGGAGUACCGGGUGGCAGGUGGAGACCCUGGGCAGGAUUUCAGCCUAGACCCCGUCUCUGGUGUCCUCUCCACCGCACAUGCCCUCGACCGAGAGCAAAUUGCUUCCUACAGCCUCACUGUAGUGGUGCAGGACCACGGCUCCCCGCCACGCAGUGCCACCAUGUCGGUGACCGUGCAGGUGUUGGACCUCAAUGACAACGCCCCCAGUUUUGCUCAGGCCAGCUACACGGUGGAGGUGCCAGAGGACUUGCCGGUCGGCGCCCUGGUGCUGCAGCUGGCGGCCGAGGACCCGGAUGAGGGCACCAAUGGGCAGGUCUCCUACUACCUGGGCAACGAGUCGCUGGGCAUGUUCCAGGUGGAGCCGCAGAGCGGGCGGCUCCGCAGCGCGCAGGCCCUGGACCGGGAGCGCCAGCCCAGCUACAGCUUCCUGGCCAUGGCGGUGGACGCGGCGCCCUGGGAGCCCCGCAGCGCCGCCGUGCGCGUCACCGUCGUGGUGCGGGACGUCAACGACCACGUGCCGGCCUUCCUGCACAGCCCGCUCACCGUCAACCUGUCCCGCCACACGCCCCUCAAGCAGGUGGUGGCCACCAUGAGGGCCGAGGACCGGGACGCGGGCGCCAACGCCUCCAUCCUGUACCGCUUUGCCAGCCCCAGCUCCGCCUUCGCCAUCAACUCCUACACGGGGGACAUCCAGCUGCUGCAGCCCCUGGGCGCCCUCAGCCAACGCCAGCGCACGCUCUUCGUGCUGGCCAUGGACCUGGGGCAGCCGGCGCUCUCCUCCACGGGCGUGGUGGUGAUCCACAUGCAGGAGGAGCCCUACCGCGGGCUGCGCUUCCCUCGCAGCACCAGAGAUGUGGCCCUGGCUGAAAAUGCCGCCCCAGGCACUGAGGUGGCGAGUGUCCAGGCCGUGCACACGGGGGGCUCCUCGGGGCACAUCACCUACAGCAUCGUCAGUGGCAACGAGAGGAACACCUUCCUGAUCCAGCCCAGCUCAGGUGCCAUCUCAGUGCAGGACUCCAGCAGCCUGGACUUCGAGGCCAGCCCCCGGCUGCGCCUGGUGAUCCAGGCAGAGACUGCAGCUUCCUUUGGCUUUAUGGCCAUCAACCUCAACCUCCAGGAUGUGAACGACAACCUGCCCCGCUUCCAGCUGCAGAACUACGUGGCAUUCAUCUGGGAGUCACAGAGCUAUGACUCACCUGUCAUCCAGGUGCUGGCAGAUGACCUGGACCAGGGAGCAAAUGGGCAGGUGACUUAUGCCAUCAACCAGUCCCUGCCAAUGCCGGGCUUGUACCACAUUGACCCUCAGACUGGCACCAUUACCACUGCUGCCAUCCUGGACAGAGAGAUCUGGUCCCAGACGCGCCUGGUGGUGACAGCGAUGGACCGAGGAACGCCCCCGCUGAUGGGCUCGGCCACGCUGACCGUGGUGGUGAUGGACAUCAACGACAACAGCCCCACCAUCCCGGUGCCCUGGGAGAUCCGUGUCCCUGAGAACACACUGCUGGGCACCCAGAUAGCCCAGCUGACCGGGAACGACGUGGACUCGGGCCCGGCCCUGUCCUACACGCUGCUGCUGGAGGGGGACGUGGCAGACACCUUCGGGGUGCUGCGCUAC
This is a messenger RNA of Zonotrichia albicollis (white-throated sparrow), 6274 nucleotides long. Lineage: Eukaryota; Metazoa; Chordata; Aves; Passeriformes; Passerellidae. The record is from RefSeq and is a predicted model, not a curated record.